CAAUGAACUGGAGUGGGGUAGAAUACUUGUCAAUAGACUUGAUGUGCGACUCUAUGGGCGAAGAUAGGUUAUUUUUCAUCUCACUCGGGAGUAUUUAAAAUAACCAUUUCCUAUUUCACAUUGUUAUUGUCUGAUCCACCAGCUUGUGGAUUGAACAAUAACAAUGUGAAACAGAAAAUGGUUAUUAUAAAUAGUCCCGAGUGAGAUGAAAAAUAAAAAUGGCUGCGCCCAUAGAGUCGCACCUAGUUCUAAUAGUACAACAUGUACAUUGGCAUUCUACCCCCCUCCAGUUCAUUGGUCGCAUCUCAAGCCUAUUGACAAGCAUUCUACCCCACUCCAGUUCAUUGUUUAAAACCAAUUUUCAGCCUUUAGAUAUUUAAAAAAUAAUAAUUGCUUACAUUUUUACUUCAAGGCAUAAGUUUAUGUUUAUUUUGAAAAAUAUGGACGAUCAAUCUAUGUAACUGUCUAUAUCAUUGACCUUAUCAAAUCACCAGGCCUACAUGGUUGCCAUAUCAUAACCUGUCAAAACCCACUAGUAGCCAUUCCGUUUGGAAUGCCUAAUAUUUAGGUCCGUAAUUUGCCGCGUUUGAGAAUCCAUAUCGAACGCAUUUUUUACAUCUGGAGCGUUUUUUUAUCCACAUCAGGAAUAAGGAGGAAGUAAACUAGGUAAAUAAAGGUGGUGUAAAUUACACUGGUGGACCCUGCACCAACAGCGAACGAAAGAACCUAUCAAAACGUGCGUCAAUGUCAGUCUACAAAAAAAGUGGGAGUGGUAAAAAAUUAUAUACCAGCCCUGGUAAAAACAUAUUUUUCUUAAAUUUAUAGAAAAACGAGUUAUGAAAAUGGUUCUUGUACGUCCAGAGGAAAAUUUAAUAUCAAAUGAAGCCGAUAGCCAAAAUGCAACAGUUAGGGUCAAAACUCCAAAGAGAAUUUUACAUUUUAGCGAUGGUAUACUAGAAGAAUACAGCACAGAUGAAGAGGACAAUGUCGAUAAUAGCAAAAAUAAUCAAGAAAUUGUCAACACGAAUAAUAUGACUUGGGGGCCCUGGUUUAUGUAUAAAGCUUGGUCUGCAGGCUCCUCCACUUUAUCAGUAAUGGAUACUAUGGGGGAAUUUUUAGCCUCUGUUUUUGGUAUCACAACCCCAAGAUAUUAUUUUGAAAUCGAAGAAUAUAAACGAAGAGAAGAGCAAAAAUUAAGACAGCAAGAGAGAGAAGGUGGAUGGUCCCAGACUUCAAAUACAACAGUUUCAGUACCUCUAAAAGAAAUGACUAAAGGAGCUCAACCUAUUGAUGUAUAAAUUUCAGAAUGUAAAAAACAAAUUUAUGGCUGUUUACUUCAACCCUCAAAACUUUUUUUUAUAAAAAAAAAUCUUUGAGACACAUCUGGCUACAAUUCAUUGUUUUUUAUAAUGUUGUGUUCAUUUUUAAUAGUACAAUAAUUGCUUUAAAAUUUAAAACUUUUGCUACGUUUUUUAUUUUAACAAAAUAACACUUAUUUAGAUAUAUUGAUAAAAUAAUUUGAACCAUAAAUACUUAUUUAAUGGCUUUAAUUUUAUAACUAUCUUAAUUUGCAAUAAUGUGGUUCUAUUUUAAAAAGACCCUUUAGAAUUAAAAAUAAAUAUUUAAUAUCUAUUUAAUUUCUUUAUAAAAAGGGAAUAAAAUUACUGGCUCUACAAUUUUUUAUGACAAUAACCAAGUAUAUGAAAAAAUGUCAUUACAUUCAACAUGUUAAAUCAGUGCCUUUUUUAUUUUUUGUACUUUUUUUAAAUAUGCUCACAAGUAUGUUAUUCCCCUGCAAUUAUUUUAGUAUUUAUAUAUUUAGGUAAAUAUAGAUGCUAAUAAAAAUUUUACAGUUAAUUGAAUAUGAAAAUUAUAAUAUAUGAAGCUACUUUUUGAUUAAGUAAUUUGCCUUCAAUUGGUAUGUGAUAUGGUUUUGAAAUAUUUUUUAAUGUUUGAUAUUCUUGGGUUGUAGGUGUUAUUCUGUGUUUUUAAAUACAACUACAUUUUUGUUGUUUUUUAAAGCAUAAUUUAUUUUUUACUACUUCAAUAAAAAUUCAAAGGAAAUGUUCUUUGUCCUGAUGUCUGAAUAAAAAUGUUGAUACAUGCCAUGAUACCUAAUAUUAAUAAAAAAAGAAAUAAUAAAAUGGUGCUAAAGAGCCAAAAGUUUUACAAAUUAACAAAACUGUAGUUUUAUUAAUAAAAAGAACCCAAUAAUAUCAAAAACUAAAAUUUACAAAAUAAGGUGUAAGAACCUAAACAUUUAUGGAAUAAUCCAAGGAUUGAAAUGUUAUUGUAGUCAUACUAUUGCAAUUGAGAUUACUUUUUUAAGUUUUAACAAAUUCUACCCUAUAAGGUAUUCUGUAAUCAAUUUUAUAGCUAGUCUGAUAUUUGAUAUUACAGUUAAAUUUGUAAUAUUUAUACAUCAAUGUUGAUGAUUAAAACUAGUACACUUGAUAUUAAUUUUUUUUUCAUUAUUCUUGGAAAACAACAAUAUAUUUCACUCUCUGAAUUUACUACUAAAAAUGAUUUACAAUGAAAUUAAGUUAAUAUUCAUUAUAAAACUUUGCAGAAAAUUCAACUUCCAAUUGUGUGACCUUAGUUCCUUAAACAUCUUUCCUUAAUUUUUGAGCAGAUAUAUUUUUAUUCUAUGUAUGUUAGAAAUCUCUUUGUAUAAACGCUAGUAAGUGGAGCAUUGUGCUUUCAUACAAAAAACUCAGAAUUUAACUAGAGAUAUUUUACAAUAUUGUUAAAUGAUUGAGUAACUGGUUUUCAUAUAUAAACUCGAAUUUUCAUCAGUUUUUAUAAAAUGCAAGUUACCUUUAAACAUCUGUACCUAUACCUAUUAUAACCUCUGUAAAAAAGCUCAUUUCUUAAAAGAAAACUACAUAUAUACCUAUAUAUGCAAAAAGCUAUUGCAGUGUUUGGAAAUAUAAAAAUAUUCUAUUUUAUAUAACUGUGGCUUUAUCGAGUUGUACAAAUGUACUUUUGUUGAUUAUAUAAUGGUAUUAGCAAUGUUUGCACUAAAUACCUCUUAAAAAUGCUAUUUAUAAUAUAUACAUAUAGUAUGUGUGAAGUUAUUAAAUGUUAUUUCAGA
Molecule: messenger RNA, 3094 nt
Organism: Psylliodes chrysocephalus
Lineage: Eukaryota; Metazoa; Arthropoda; Insecta; Coleoptera; Chrysomelidae
Source: the annotation of a GenBank genome assembly